Molecule: messenger RNA, 3219 nt
Organism: Eufriesea mexicana
Lineage: Eukaryota; Metazoa; Arthropoda; Insecta; Hymenoptera; Apidae
Gene: Drat
Product: Death resistor Adh domain containing target
Exons: 3
Coding region: 261-1451 (396 amino acids)
Molecular function (GO): oxidoreductase activity
Source: RefSeq, a predicted model, not a curated record
GCGCGUUCAACUAGUACGUUUCGUGCCUUCGACGAGAAACCUCGUCGUCGUCAUCGUUUCCCGAGUUUUCAUUUUCUUUUUCCCCAACCUUUUCCCGAACCGAGUUUCCAUUUCAAUCGUUCGACAUAGUAUCGAGAUCGAAUCGUUUCUCCUUUCCGAAAUCCUGUGCAUAGGCAGAUAUAUUCCGCCCAAGAGCAGAUCUUCGCGAGAAGAUUCUAAUAAUCGGGAAUAAUUGUGAAGUUGGAGAACCGUGAUACAAAAUGCCCGUGGAAUUAGAACCAGUGACGUCGGUUACGCACAAACCCUAUUCGCUUUGCAACGGGAAGAAGAUGAACAACCUGUGCAAGCAGGUGUCUAUCGACAGCCCGAGCGUAUCUGAUCGCGAAUGGGUGUUCAGUUUCGACGUGCCCGUUCCGGACGUCCCGGCACACGGAGCCCGCAUCCGAGUGAUGUGUGCAGGUGCUUGUUACCAUCCUCGUCGAUCGCCCAGCCUAUCUAGCCUGAUUUCCGUCUCCAGUGGUAGCAGUUUAGCCACGGAAGUCUCCGUAGAAGGCGACUUCCCGGUGGGGUUACCUCAUCACGGGGUCCGAGACGCGUCCCUGUUCCCCGGAUACGAGGUCUCAGGCGUGAUCGAGUCGCUUGGAGCAAACGUGCCGGAGGACUGUGGCUACACGGUCGGAGAUCGAGUGAUUCUUUACCCUUACGAAGGCAUACCAAACGGAUACGUGGAAUACCUGGUCGUGCACGACCUCAAGUACCUCAUAAAGAUCCCUGACAACGUGAGUCUCAGCAUCGCGGCGAUGCUACCAGCUGGAGCUCUGCUGGCCAUGAACACCGUUUUCGCCGCCCACGAACACGUCCAGGCGUUGUUGAAGGAGAGAGGCGAGAAGAUUUGCAAAAUCCUGAUAGUAGGCACCGGUGGUCUAGCUCUUUGGGCUCUCAGAAUCGCGGCGUAUCACUUCAGUAAUAUGAAAGAUAGGGUUACCAUCACUAUUGCUUCGUUGAAGGAUGACGGAUUGACCAUGGCUCAAGAGUUCCAACGAGUAAACGUGGUACAGUGGAACGAGGAUCUGUACGAGAAACUGCUGAUCGAGCGCACAAUGGACGCUUGUCAGGGUCACGUGGACGUUGUGAUCGAUUUUGGCACCACUUCUCGCAGCCUUCAUCGCAGUAUGCAGUGCCUGAGCAAAGGGGGUGUGGUGUUCGUGACGAAGGAAGUGGCUGAUCGACUUUUGCCAAAAUUCAAUAGACGCACCGAGGAAUGGCAACAGAGCAUCAAACCGGUCGAACCUGGCACCUUGGAGCAACUCAGCGAGCUGGUCGAAUUGAUAGCUUCCGGCAAGAUAGAACCGCCGCCGCACACAGUGUAUCCGGCCGAUGAUGUGCUCGAAGUGGUACGCAAAUUGUGUCGCUCCGAGAUCCAAGGACGCGCGAUUUUACGCUUCUUCUAAAUGGAACAUCGCGUGCGAGGAUUAUUUAAUGAGCAGUCAAGCGUACCGGAAUCACCUUCGGUUAAUUAGGUAUUGCGCGGCCGGUGCGGAUGAACGAAUACUCAGGGGACACUGACGUUUCACGGAAUCAUCGAGAUAAUAGGUCCUCCUUUGUUUCGUGUAAUUUCUUCACCGCGCGAGAAACAAAGAGCAACGCGAGUAACGGUAUAGUUGUCUUUCAGAAAACGUUAGAUCGUUCGAACGAUUUAUGCUGGAGGAGAUAUAACCUUAAAAGAUACAAAGUCGAAGGAGGAAGAGGAGGAGGACGAGUUAGAGGAUACACGUGUAUCGCAACAUAGAUAUAUCAAUGAUAUAUGUACAAUAAUGAUUUCUUUGAAUCGAUUCAUAUAGAUUGUGCUGUUGCUUUGUAUGUAACGAGAAGACUAGUGGUUCUCGUAUUUUUCUUCAUUUCGUUUCAAUGGUGUUUAAUUACGCUUCGGAGACGUGAUUGAAAAUCGUGAACCAGCGAAUGCACGAGUGAUUUCACGAAAUGGUAUGGUUAUAGAGUAGUAAAGAAGUUAGGUUCGAGGAACGAUGUCGUGUAAACGUACGGAAUAUGGAUAGAGAAAGUUUUAGCGUUGAAUCGUGCGGGUAAGCCGUUACGCGAGUAUUUUUCGUCAUUUUUUCGCUAUUAUCACAAUAUUUUGCUUUCACUCGUGAACCAAUAACGGGACCCGAUUUGUAUUAUACGUAAUCUUUAACGUUGGUAGAUUUUAACGAUUCUAACCAAUACGAUGACUCGUAGUCACGAUUCUUUUAACGUUCGAGGUUUCCUAAUUGUAACGAUGAUCUGUCAAUAUAACAAAGCACAAUCUGUUAUAAAAAUUCGCAGAUACGUUUCUCUAUACUUUUUCCGAUCAUUGAACAAAGUUAUUAUCGGUUAAUAAUUGAUUAAUUGUAAGUUAAGCCUCAGGUAGAUUAUAACCUAUAAUCGUGGUAUAAGAAGAGCGAACAAAUAAAUAUAUGUACGUAUAAGUUCGAUGUAUCGGAAGAUGAUUAACAAUAUCGUUAAAUAUUUAACGUCAAUUGAAUUAUAAUGAUUGUUAUGGUUUAAAAUGUCUAAGAUGAAAUACCGGCCUGCAAACGUUCGAAAAAUUUAAAGUUAUUUGCGGAGACUGUAAUCGGGUCGAUAAAUGUUGUUCCAAGUGACGUAAAUCGUACUCAGAAUGCAUUUCAACACGUACUCGAAACAUAAUCGACCGAUUAAAAACAGGAAGUAAAACGCUUCUCCCAAAUGAUCGGGGUUACGAGUAAUGAAACAUAUCUGCCAGCGGUUUUGCAAAUGAGACUGCAAUCACGCGAAGGGAACCGAUUACUCAAUGUAGGUCUGGUAGACACUGAUUCGCAUAAUGUAAUCAUUUAUAAGAUACGAUUGUCUCGUAAUCGAAGCACGAAAAUUAUUUUCAUCGAAGGUAUCAGUAUUUCUUUUUUAGAAAGCGCGAUUUAGAAUAAGUUGACCGAUCGUCCUAUGCGUACAUGAAAAAUGACUAAUCAUACUUCACAUUGCAGUUAUUAAGUCGCUGGACCUUGAAAGACUGUUUUCUUUGUUUAAGGGUAACAUUACCUCUCGUCCUUUUUUUUUCUUUCCUUUUUAAUUUUUCAUUGUAAACCUAGCCGAUAAUGUAACGAUGUGGACACUCGUAACACCACGUGUUCUUGCACCGACUGUUUAUCGUGACAGUAAUUGUAUUAUAUUAUGGUGAUAAUACAACAGAUUUACCAAAAAUAA